UACAGAAAAGAAAGAUUAGUAGCAUUGGAAUUUGGAACAAAUGUCUCGCUACUUUUCUUUUUGUUUUCAGGCCCUUUUCUUUCCUUUUGAUUCAUAGAUUCAUCUUUGACCUCUCUAGGACUCUCUCUCCCCCUCUCUCUCGGCGUACAUAUAUACGCUGCCUCGCCGGCGAUCACGUUACAUCUUCGCCGGAGAUCAAGCUCACCCCGCCAGACAGCUUUGAUCUCCGUCCUCUUCAAUCUCGACUCUCCUCAUAGUGAAACUAUUGACGGUCAAUUAGUGAAUUCAACGGCGGUGAGAAAUAGAGCUGUUUAGUCAAAAUACAAUCAAAAACGGCUUUGAAAACACUAAUUGCUGAUUCAAUUGAUAGAUCUAAGAGGCUGCGGUGAGUUCUAGGGCUGAGUGUUAUCGAAAAUCGUGUAGAUUUUGAGAUAUAUUUGAGUAAUAGGAGUUGCCGUUGGGGGACUGGUGAAGAGAGUUGAUGGUAGUGUACGGCACACGGUUUUUGACUUUUGAUGACGACCGGAACUCUUCGGAGGUGGCGGUGGUGUACUGGUGAAUCUCUCUCAUGGAAUGGCAGAUCUCGCGAGCUCCGCUAAUGCUGAUAAUAUUGAACAGGCACUAGUUACUUUAAAGAAGGGUUCUCAACUACUUAAAUAUGGCCGAAAGGGAAAGCCAAAAUUUUGUCCAUUCAGACUUUCUUAUGAUGGUUCUUCCUUGAUCUGGUUCUCUAGUAGCGGCGAAAGAGUAUUAAAGUUAGCUUCAGUUUCAAGAAUCAUUCCUGGACAAAGAACUGCUGUAUUUCAACGGUAUCUUCGUCCUGAAAAGGACUAUUUGUCAUUUUCUCUCAUAUACAACAACGGGAAACGGUCACUUGAUUUGAUCUGCAAGGAUAAAGCAGAGGCUGAGUUGUGGAUUGCAGGCCUCAAAUCCUUAAUAUCUUCAGGGCAAGGUGGACGCUCCAAAAUUGAUGGAUGGAGUGAUGGAGGCCUCUACCUUGAUGAUAGUAAAGACUUGACAUCAAAUAGUGCAAGUGAUAGUGCUGCUCGAGAUAGUAGUUCUCCAGACGUUUCUCUCAGUUCCAACAAAAAUUCUCCAAAGGAUUAUCGUCCCAAGAAGUCUGUCCAUUCUGAAGGGUCACAUGUAGCUCUGGAUCAAACCAACAUGCAAGUAAAGGGAUCAGGUUCAGAUGCCUUCCGUGUCAGUGUUUCUAGUGCCCCCAGCACCUCAAGUCACGGUUCGGUACCAGAUGACUAUGAUGCUUUAGCUGAUGUGUACAUAUGGGGUGAGGUAAUAUGCGAUAAUCUUGUUAAGUCAGAUAGUGAUAAAAUUAGUGAUUCUAUAACCACCAGAACUGACAUCCUCCUACCAAGACCCCUGGAAUCCAAUGUAGUGUUGGAUGUACACCAUAUAGCCUGUGGGGUAAGGCAUGCUGCUCUAGUCACGAGGCAGGGUGAAGUUUUUACUUGGGGAGAAGAAUCUGGAGGACGACUUGGCCAUGGCGUUCGUAAAGAUAUUACCCAACCUCAAUUAGUUGAAUCUCUAACUGCUUGCAAUGUAGAUUUUGUUGCUUGUGGUGAAUUCCACACCUGUGCUGUUACAAUGGCUGGAGAAAUUUACACUUGGGGAGAUGGUACACAUAAUGCCGGGUUGCUUGGGCAUGGCACUGAAGUCAGUCACUGGAUACCCAAGAAAAUAUCUGGUCCUCUCGAUGGACUUCAAAUUGCUAUGGUUACUUGUGGUCCAUGGCACACAGCGUUGGUCACGUCAACUGGACAAUUAUUUACAUUUGGUGAUGGAACUUUUGGUGUUUUGGGCCAUGGAGACAGAGAAAGUGUUCCAUAUCCAAGGGAAAUAGAAUCUCUCUCGGGUUUGAGGACAAUUGCUGUUGCUUGUGGAGUAUGGCACACUGCUGCUGUAGUUGAAGUUAUUGUUACACAGUCUAGUUCAAGCGUAUCGUCUGGGAAAUUGUUUACUUGGGGCGAUGGUGACAAAAAUCGUUUAGGACAUGGAGACAAGGAUGCCCGACUCAAACCUACGUGCGUGCCAGCUCUUAUUGAUUAUGAUUUUCAGAAAGUUGCUUGUGGGCACAGUUUGACUGUAGGUUUGACCACAUCGGGACAUGUUUUUACAAUGGGAAGCACCGUGUAUGGUCAACUUGGCAAUCCUCAGUCUGAUGGUAAGGUACCUUGCUCGGUAGAUGAUAAGCUAUCUGGAGAGUUUGUUGAAGAGAUUGCUUGUGGAGCUUAUCAUGUAGCUGUAUUAACAUCUAGGAAUGAGGUCUAUACGUGGGGUAAAGGAGCUAAUGGGAGGUUGGGUCAUGGAGAUAUUGAAGAUCGGAAAACACCCAAUUUAGUUGAAGCUUUGAAAGAUAGACACAUUAAGUACAUAUCUUGUGGUUCAAAUUACACUACAGCUAUCUGUCUCCAUAAAUGGGUUUCUGGUGCUGAGCAGUCUCAGUGUUCUGCUUGUAGGCAAGCUUUUGGAUUUACUAGGAAGAGGCACAACUGCUAUAACUGUGGGCUUGUGCACUGUCACUCUUGCAGUUCUAAAAAAGCAUUGAGGGCAGCAUUGGCUCCCAACCCUAGCAAACCAUAUCGUGUGUGUGAUUCCUGUUUUGUGAAACUGAAUAAAAUGACAGAAGCUGGUGGAAGUAUAAGAAAAAACGCUAUACCACGCCUUUCAGGUGAAAAUAAGGACCGGUUAGACAAGUCUGAACUUCGAUUGGCAAAGUUUGGGGUACCGUCCAAUUUGGACCUGAUCAAGCAGUUAGAUAGCAAAGCAGCUAAGCAAGCUAAAAAAUCUGAUACCUUCUCAUUAAACCGUUCCUCGCAGGCUCCUUCCCUGUUACAACUAAAAGAUGUUGUAUUGUCCACUGCCAUUGAUAUUCGACGAACUAUUCCCAAGUCCCAGCCUACUUCAUCUGGUGUUAGUUCCAGGUCGGUGUCACCAUUUUCUAGAAAGCCAAGCCCUCCACGUUCAGCAACACCUGUUCCUACAACAUCAGGACUUUCAUUUUCAAAGAGUGUUGCUGAUAGUUUAAAGAAAACAAAUGAUCUAUUGAAUCAGGAAGUGUUUAAGUUACGUCGGCAGGUGGAAAGUUUGAGAAAUCAAUGUGAACUACAAGAAAAAGAGCUUCAGAAAUCAACACAGAAAACGCAAGAAGCGAUGGCAUUGGCUGCUGAGGAAUCUUUAAAAUCAAAAGCUGCGAAAGAUGUAAUUAAGUCGCUCACUUCACAGCUCAAAGACAUGGCUGAGAGAUUGCCGCCUGGUGCUUAUGACGCCGAAAGCCUUAGGCUUGCCUGCUUGCCAAAUGGCUUGGAUCGAGACAGUGGACACCAUCUGGAAACAAAUGGAGAGCGAAAUUUAAAAUCUGAUUCAAUAAACAGCUCCGAUGUUGUUUCUCACGUGGGCUUGGAAACUGGUUCAGUCAAUGAAGCGGGUGACCCUUCUGAACUGCCUAAAGAUUUGGCAGGGUGCAAUGGUAUUAGUUCCGGUAAUAGCCAGGAUCUCUUGACACCCAAUGAAAGGGAAGAUUUUUCGGAUCAUAAACUUCCUAAUAGUAACGGAGGGGUGCAAGGGGAAAGUAACAGUGUCUUAUCUGGUCCAGACAAGGAAUCUGGGCAUUUUCAUGGUGCCGAGAAUGGCAUGAAACAAAGAAAUCUGACUGUGCCUGCUAAUCCAAAUCAAGUUGAGGCUGAAUGGAUAGAGCAGUAUGAACCUGGUGUGUAUAUAACACUGGUAGCACUACAAGAUGGAACUAGGGAUCUCAAGAGGGUUCGCUUCAGUCGAAGAAGAUUUGGAGAGCACCAAGCAGAGACUUGGUGGUCAGAGAACCGGGAAAAGGUAUACCAGAAAUACAAUGUUAGAGGAUAGAACUUGUCAUCAGUAUCAGGUCUGAAUGAUCGUACUCCCAGAGGAGCUAUUUAGCUGUCAAGCCAGUAUUGGAAGUCUCUUCCAGUAAACAUUCUUUUGGCAUAUCAAAGUAGGUUCAAAGCUGAGAAAAGCGAAGGGAGUUGUAGAUCCUUCUUUUUAAUUCCCGUCACUUCUUCAAUAAUUAUUCUCUUUUUUAAUUAAUUGUUAAGCAUGUCAGGCCUCCAAAUAUAUGCUGUAGUCAUGUAGUGUACAUAUCUCCAACUUAUAGUUUCGGGAAAUUUUUGGUUCUGUAUUUCAGCAGGUUCUUUGGAAGGUGGAAACCCCCAAUUUAAUCAGACUUUGUUGGUUUAAACUUCCAAACGGGACCCUUGAAAAUAUUAGGAGGAUCUGGAAUGUUGAUAAAUAUUAUUCUUUCUUUUUUU
This is a messenger RNA of Daucus carota subsp. sativus, 4298 nucleotides long. Its product is annotated as PH, RCC1 and FYVE domains-containing protein 1. Gene Ontology annotation, molecular function: metal ion binding. The record is from RefSeq and is a predicted model, not a curated record. The coding region runs from base 574 to 3876 and encodes 1100 amino acids. The transcript has 9 exons. NCBI's taxonomy places the organism in Eukaryota, Viridiplantae, Streptophyta, Magnoliopsida, Apiales, Apiaceae.